Molecule: messenger RNA, 552 nt
Organism: Mollisia scopiformis
Lineage: Eukaryota; Fungi; Ascomycota; Leotiomycetes; Helotiales; Mollisiaceae
Exons: 2
Coding region: 1-552 (183 amino acids)
Source: RefSeq, a predicted model, not a curated record
AUGGCGAAACGCAUUUGGAGUUGGAGGAAGGAGCAGUUGAUUCCCUUUUGUUGUCAUCUAGAUCUUGUUCUUAGAAAUUACAUCGUUUGCAAUUACGAUAUCACUACCAUAAUCAUCGCUCAAGCUCAUGUGCAUCAUCCUUACCGCUACUCCUCAUUUCAGUUUCGAAUCGCCAUGAAGUUCCACCUUCCGAGCAAGACUCAAAGCACCACCAUUCACCAGACAGAAAUCAACAUCACAGAAGCAAAGCCUACAGUGAAGACGGCAUGGUCCGAACUGCGACAACAAAUCAUCUGUAAAAUGGAGCACCAAGCCAAAGAAAUCGUCCGCAACGAAACGAGACGAAGGUUGAAAUCGAUCCUGAAACGAUGGGAGCACGUUGCUUGGGAAGACAAGCGGUGGUUGGUGGCUAAUCUCAUGACGACGGAUGAGGAUAUUUAUACGCGUAUUUGGAGAGGGGCUAUUGAGGUUGACGAGCGAGCGAGAUUUGCAGAGAGGGAGGAGAGGAGAAGAUUGGCAAAUGGGGUUCAAGCCAUGAGAUGGCACCUGUGA